Messenger RNA from Phasianus colchicus (ring-necked pheasant), 10107 nucleotides. Lineage: Eukaryota; Metazoa; Chordata; Aves; Galliformes; Phasianidae. The record is from RefSeq and is a predicted model, not a curated record.
UUGGAUGACAGAUGGGCUGCUGAAAAUAUUUUGAUUUUUCCUAAUUAAAAAGCAACUCAAGAUGACUUGAAUGUGAGAAAGAACUUCAGAGGGUGACAAAACACUGAAACAAGCUGUGCAGUCUCCUCCUUUGGAGAUACUCAUAACCUGUCUAGGGAACCUGCUGUAGCAGGGGUGGACUAGAUGAUCCCCAGAGCUCCCUCUGAAACCCUAGGAUUGUGUUAUUCUGGCUUCCUCUAUAAGUAAGGUGUUCUUCAAAAGAGUCUACUGAGACUUGCAUUUUUAAAAAGAAAAUAAAUACAGUGUUAAGAGCGAAACAAAAAAGUUUCCACAACAUUUUGCCAGUGAUCAGGCUCAUUAGUACAUUGUUAAGUACAUAGACUGAAGCUAAACUUCAAAUACAGACUAGUGUGUUGAAUAAACAGAAGACUGCAGACAAAUUGUUCAAAACAACUUACAAUAACAAAAUACAUAUAUUUUGCAUUGAAGAUAGUGUGUUGGAAGACAGUAGCAUACCAUACCGAUGCUAUUAGACUUUAAGAAGAGGAUCACCAAUUUUUAGCAAAUGGUUUCGUUUUGAAAGAUAGAAUCUGUGGCUCCUCCACCAGACCUGCUGCCUGCUAAAGUAAGAAGUUAGUACCCUGGUAGGUGAUAAAUUACUGCAAGCUAUGAAUAAACUUCAGAGGUGAAAAACAGUUCAGUUCUCCUUGUGAACAGUGGCAUUUCUUGAGCUUGUAGUUUGAAUCAUCGGUUUAAAACAUUGCUUCCAAAUGAUUUCCUGCAAGUGUCGGUUUGCAGCUUUGCAAAGCAGCAGGCUGGCAUCCUGCCUGCAAGUGAAGCAAGUUGUUGCUCCCUGUUCUGCUAAGGUCAGAAUUAUGUUGAUGUAUUUAUUCUCUUCCUUUUUCCAGAAUGUCAAACACUUAAAUCCAACAGACUGAGUUAAAGAAAGAUUAAGACUCAAUUCUGUUCUCUUCCAGCUGUUGCAUCCACCUUAAGCAGUCACACCAAAUCUGGAGACUGGGUUACCAGACCAAAUGCAACCCAAAUCUUCAGAAUAGAUGAUGCAGCACAGCUCCCUGUAAUGCUAAGAGAGCACACAGUACUGGUGAUGGGACUGAUCAGUCCUGUGUUUCCAGUACUGAAGAAACAUGGCACCCAUACAGCUCUGCAGAGCUGGCUGGAACCUCGUACAGCUCAUCUUCGUGGAUCUCUACACAGGUACUUAAGAUUAAUAUAGACGACAGUAAAGUGAUGGAAUCCCUUCUGUAACAAUUGUAAUGAGGAUAACUGUGUUUAUAAGCCCAUUCUGUGUCCUAUCCAUUGGUCUAUGUAGUUUCUUCAGUGACAUGUUCUAAACUGUGACUGUGGGAAGUUUAUGGACUGGGGGAAGACAUUCUGCCUACUUGGAAGGAAUACAGGAGUGCUGUACUAGGACUUCCUGAAACAAGGAAGGCUUUAGCCCACAUGGAAUCAAAUCUGCUAAGGGAGGUUGAAAUAAAGACUAGGGAGAAGGUGGGUCUGCACUGAAUGAGGUGAGUGCCCUGGUAAUGCAGGAUUCCAAGAAGGUGGAGCUACUGAAUGCCUUUUUUCUUCAAUGUUUACUGCUAAGACUGCACCUCAGGAAUCCCAGACUCCGGAGAUAAGAGAGAGAGUGUGAGGAAGAGAAGAAUUCCCCUUGGUGGAAGAAGAUCAGAGAUUAUCUAGGCAAACUGUAUGCACACAAAUCCAUGGGCCCUGACAGGAUGCACCCAUGCAUACUGAUGGAGCAAGCAAAAGUGAUGGAGUGGUUCCACUCUCUAUCAUCUCUGAAAGUCAUGGGGAACAGGAGAGGUGCUUGAGGACUGGAAGAAUGCCUGUCACUCCAGUCCUCUAAACGGGCAGGAAGAAGGACCUGGGAAACUACAGGCCAGUCAGCCUCACCUUCAUUCCUGGGAAGGUGAUGGAACAACUUAUUUUGGAUGCUAUCUCCAAGCAAGUGGAAGAAAAGAGAAUUAUCAGGAGCAGUCAUUAUGUAUUCACCAGAAGGAAAUCAUACUUGACCAAUCUGGUGGUUUGCUAGAACAUCAUGAAAAGGAGUUCUGUGGAGCACCUAGUUGUCCUGGUGGACACAGGUUGACCAUGAGUGAUCAGUUUGCUCUGGUAGCCAAGAUGGUCAGUGAUAUCUUAAAAGGAACGUGGCCAGCAAAUUGAGGGAGCCCAUUCUAUGCCCUAUCCACUGAUCUAUGUUGCCUCUUCAGCGACUUGUUCUGAGGCCACAUCGGGAGUACUGUGUCUGUUCCUGGGCUUGUCCAUUCAAGACAGGGAGCUACUGAAGAGAGUCCAGCAAAGGGCUACAAAUUUCCUCUUCUGAGGAAAUACUGAGAGACCUGCGUCUGUUCAACAUCUGACUGUCUCCCACGGCAUUCUUCUGGAGAAGCUGGCAGCUCAUGUGUACUGUUCACUGGUGACAAACUGGCUGCAUGGUCGAGCCCAGAGAGUGGUGGUGAAUUAAGUUAAAUCCAGCUGGCAACUGUCACUAGUGGUUCUCCUCUGGGGUUAUUUCUAGGGCCAGUCCUGUUUGGUAUCUUCAUUGGCAAUCCGGACAAUGUCAAGCUGCAACCUGAAUCAGCACCCAGUAAGAUGGUUUAGUGGGAGUGGUGGUUAUGGGUUGAUGGUUGGACUAGAUGAUCUUCGGGCUUUUUUUCCAACUGUAAUGAUUACUUGAUUCUAAGACUCUGGAGAAGACUGAGAGUGGAUCUUAGCAACACACACAAAUAUCUGAAGGGAGGGUUUCAAGAGGAUGGGACCAGGAUUUUUUUAGAGACAGAACCAGGGGCAACAGGCAUUAAAUGGAGCACAGAAAGUUCCACACAAACAUGAGGAAAAUUGUGACUGUGACAGCUUGUGCUGUGUAUUCUCAAAUAAUCUGCCCAUAUUUGGAUUGUUUUUCGAGAAUAACUUGGUCUUCGGCGGAUUAUGUACUUCAUUCAGACUGUCUGGUAAUCUGUGGACAUCGUGAUACAUUUUUCAUAGAAUUCUUGUUUUCUUCAGAUGCAGAUCAACAUUCUGUUAGAGGACUGAGGAAUGGGAGAGCUCCGAUACAAUCCCGCUCAGCGGGACACAGACUUCCCCGGGUCCGUGGAAAUUCCAAUCACAUAAAUAGGGAAAUAAAAUAUAUCCAAAGCACUUUUGUAAUUCCUUGCUACCAGAGCAAGCUUGUAAGUGGCUACACGUUAAGACUUUGGGAGCAAGGAAUUAGGAAGGUGCUUUAGCUGUGCAUUACUUCGCCACUUUACGUUCGUCCGCCCCGGCGGGAAGCGGGCACUGCAAACGCGCCGCAGGCAGCGCCCGACCCGCCCGAGGGCGGCGGCGCCGCGAGCUCGAGGGGGGAGCAUGCGCGGCUCCCUCCCGCCUCGCGCCGGCGGUGCCCGGGCACAGCGUUUCCACGCACUGCGUUCCAGACUCGGGCGGAGCUGCCGCAACAGGAAGCGGCAAUCGGAGAGUCCCGGCGCGCGGGCGCGUGGGGCGGGGUGGGGCCGCGUUCUUCUUGCCGGACUCUAACGGCCGAGCGGCCCGGAGGGGUGCGAGGGUUUUAAUGCCUUUAUUUUAUGGAAAAGAGGGAACUUUGAAGCGUCUCAACUUAAAACAUUUAUUGUUGAAGAUGAUCUUAAUUCCACGGAGCUCAUAGACUUAAAAAGCCACAUGACUGACAUAAUGAAUUUGUCUUCUCCAGUCAGCCAUGUUGACCAUGAAGCUAAACACUUAUGUAGUGCCAAGAGUGGGUCACAGUCAGUACGGAAUAGCAGUGCAUCAGAGUUGGACAUUGCUGAAGAUCUGAAAAGGAAACUCUGUCAAGCCAAGGAAGAAAAAGUAGACAUCAUCAUUAAACACAAUCAAGAACUGCGUGACUAUGAAAUCCAGAUUGUCAAAUUACGGUCUGAAUUUGAGAAAGGAGAGGCAAUUCGACAAAGUCUGGAGUAUGCAUUGGCAAUUGCCAAAAAAGAUGCUCGUUUGAGAAUAUGUACUGUAGAAGAAGAGUUAAAUGAUGCAAGAAACAAGCUUGCAGAGCUGCAAGCGUUCAAUGAAAAGCUUCAGCAGAGACUGGUAGAGACUGAGAAAACAUUUCAUAUUGCUCAACAGAAGUGGAAAGAACAACAACAAAGACUUGCGAGUGAAAAGGAUGAUAUUCUCAGAACACACAAGGAUGAAUAUGAAUUGCUUCUUAAGGAAAGAAGUGAACUAGAAAGCGUUUUACAGAAGCAGAAUAGCGUACUGCAAAACUUAAGUAAGAAGAUGAAAGAUAUGGAGCUGGAACAUCGUGACUGUUCUGAAAUGCUUACUCGUCAUGUACACAAGCUUGAACACAGUGCUGAACAAGAGGAGCAGCUUAAAAAAGAACUUGAAGCAGCAACAGGCAGAAUAAAGCAGUUGGAAGAAAGCAUUGAAGCAGAAAGAGCAGCACAUUUGAAAUCCAAAUUCAAUUUGGAAAUCACACAGAUGAGAAUUCGAGAACUUGAAGGAGCUUUGCAAAUGGAAAAAGUCAGCCAAGCAGAAGCUCUUUCAGACUUAGAGAUGAUCAGGAAGGAAUUCAAAGAGGUAGAAAAUGCAUAUGAGAGAGAAAAACAGAAAGCCCAAGAGAACUUGGAAAAAGUCAGUAGAUUAGAAAGAGAGUAUAUCUCCACAAACAAGCAAAUGAAUGAGAAGAUUGAGGAAAAGAAGGAGGUGAUUAAAGAUCUGUUGGAGAGACUACGGGAAAAUGAAAAAACUCACAGAGAAUUACAAGAUAAACUUGCAAUGGCCAAGAAACACCAGGUCUUUGUAACAGAGACAUACGAAAACAACAUGAUGGAGCUGAAGUUACUCUUGGACAGCUUUGCUAUGUCAGGCCAGCGGACAGCAGGCACUUAUAAGGACAAAGAUAAACCUUCAAGCCUCUCUGUCCUUGAGACUUUGAGGUGUACCUUGACAGCUUACCAGAACAAGCUGGAAGACACAUCUAAUGAGCUUAAGAAAACGAACACUUUGUGUGAAAACACAACAAAAGAGCUUGAGAUAUGCAAAGACAAAAUGUAUGUUUUAAGUCAAGACCUUCAGGAAGCACGGGAUAAGCUGGCCGAUGCCAAUAAAGAGUUAAAUCAUCUGCAUACUGAUUGUGCAGACAGAACGGCUUUAAUAGGAACUUUACAAAUGGAACUACAGAAUGUGCAGCAGUGCUGGGAGGAGGAGAAAGUACGUGCCGCAGAAUCUGAAAAUGAAAUCCAGAAGCUUACCAGGGCUUACCAGAAGGAUAUGGAGGAGAAGCUAACCUUCCUUCAUGGCUUGUACCAGCAUUUGGUAGCUGGCUGUGUGCUUAUAAAACAACCAGAAGGCAUCCUAGAUAGAUUCUCUUGGUCGGAGCUUUGUGCAGUCUUGCAGGAGAAUGUUGAUGCCCUGAUCUUAGACCUCAACAGGGCUAAUGAGAAGAUAUCUCACCUAGAAUAUAUUUGUAAGAACAAGACUGAUACUAUGAAGGAGCUUCAGCGGAGUCAGGAAGAUGAUAUUAGCAAAAUGGCUGAACAGAUGAAAGCACAAGAAAGCUGUUGGCAGAAACAAAAAAAGUGCCUGGAACAGCAGUACUCAGAUCUCCUUGGGGAAGUUCAUGCAAGGGCACAGGAAUACCAAGAAACAGCAGAAAAAAGCAAAGAAAAAAUCUGUGUCCUUGAAAAAAGACGGGAACAAUUGGCCCUUGAACAUCUCUAUGUGAAAAAUACAUUAACACAGAUUCAGAAGGAGCAUUCAUCUCUCCUGGCAGCAUGUGCACUACUGGCAGGUGCCCUGUAUCCUCUCUAUGGCCGAUCAUGUGCGAUGUCUAUACAAAGAGACCUUCUUCAGGAUCAGGUCAACGUUUAUGAAUUAGUCAACCAGGAAAUUAGGACUCUAGUUCAUGUUCUCUCUGGUGUAGACAGGGAGAAGGAAGAUGAUGCAAAAAUUAAGAAACAAAAAUUCAGAGGCCUAAUACGUGUGUUCCGAAGAGGUGUGAUUGCAGUUUUGGCAGCCAACAGACUUAAAGUUCUAUCCCAGUCUUCUAGUUCUCUCUUCUCAUUGAUAAAUGGCUUCAAAGAAGGCACUGGAAUUCUAGUGUGUGUAGGGGACUCCAAAGGCAAACAUAAUAUGUCAAGACACAAUAAGGAAGGAAUUCGUUGUGUUGAAGCACUCAACUGGUUUACUAGUUCUGAUCUCCUGACUGCAAUAAUCAGUUCGGUCACAGAAUUACAGGAUGUUAUUAGCAGAACAGUGGAGAACCAGCAGAAGAAAAAGGGAGGAGCCUUGGCAAAAGGAAGCACAGCAUUGCAAUACCAGUUUCUUCUGGAUCCAAAGUCUUGUCUUUCUGGACGCUUACUUGUAAGUGCCGCCAGGAACUCCUUUUCAAAACUUAUGGACAAACUUAACAUAAUAAUGGAGGCUGUUCCAUUAGAUAGCAGCAGGAGUGUUACUUACGUGGAGAAAAACUCCUUGAUACAGAGGCUGGCUCAUGGACUUCAUAAAAUAAAUGCACGAGCUCUGGAAGCUGGAUCGUGUGACAGAUGGCCCAUUAUGAAAAGCAUAGCAUCCUUGCAGAAGCAAAUAUUUGAAUUGACACAAAGACUUCAUACAGUAGAGGUGGAACGCCGCUCGCUACGCCUAGAACUUGCAGAAUUCAAGUUGAAUUUCAGUAAGAUGAAACAGGAGGCAGACAAAGCCCAGAGCCUGAAAGAGCAAUUAAGUUUGUUUAAGCAAUCUAAAUUGAUCGCUCACAAGAGGUUUGAAAGUGCAUGUGAAGAAUUAAAUAAUGCAUUACAUUGGGAGCAUCAAGCACAAGUGCUGUUGAAUGAACAGGCACAACAGCUACAGGAGUUAAAUAAUAAACUAGAAUUGCACUCCAGUGAAGAAGCAGAUAAAAACCAAGUCUUAAGUGAAACUGUAAAGAGACUCUCCGAGGCAAAGAUGGAGCUGAGAAGAAAAGAUCAAUCUCUGCGUCAGCUCAAUAGACUUCUUACGCAGCUGGAGCAGGACAAGCGUCGACUGAAAGAGAGCAUCCAUGAUGCAGAGAGUGCCCUCUGCAUGGCAGCAAAGGACAGAGAAUUGUUCAUUAAUCAAAUGAAAUCUGUGGAAACCACUCUUCAUACGGUCAGAGAUCAGACCUUGCUGUCAUGGACUGCGGCAACCAGGAAUGACUUCACCCUGCAGCUACCCAAACUGCACCUAGAGACCUUUGCAGUAGAAGGGCUGAAGGGCAGGCCAGAGGUUGUAGCAUUUCAGGCCAUGAUUAAAAGUUUUAUGGAUGUCUACCAACUUGCAAGUUCCAGAAUUGACAUAUUAGUGAAAGAAACAGCACCUCAUCAGCUUCACACUGCAGCCCCAAUGUCCAAGCACCAAACAGCUUGCCUUCGUGAAAGUGAGAUCUUACAAUUGGAAUCAAGAGGGAGUUCAAACAUCACCAUGACUUCAAGCUAGGAAUUCAGCCUGACCAGCGUUGAAUCCCAGAUUUUUUGGCAUUGCAAGCUGAUCUUGACACAUCCUACAACAGUUUUAUGCACAAUAGAGCCAAUUCUCAGUCUUCAGUCUAUUCCUUCACCCUGAAUGUCACAUCCAGUCCCAGAAGAACAAUGGAAAAUGGAUUUUGUAUCAAUAAUCUUCGAGAAGGAAAAAAAAUUGCAUUAAUGUAAAAUGAUGCAAUUAAAGUGCAAUUUUGUUGCUACCUUUGGAUUGUAGUUCAGCGUCUGUAUUUUUUGACAUUAAUUUUAUGGUUUUAUGAAAAUGUGCAUUUAUAUGUUCACAUUUCUAUGCUCCUAGUUCUUUGCAUACCAAAACAGCUAUUUUUUUAACUUUUAUUUAUUGUGGUUGCUCUUUUUUAUGUAAUAUAUUUUUAAAUGUUAAAGAAUGACACAUUUUGGGUAAUUUUCCUCAGUCUUAAAAAAAAAAUCAAUAAGCCAUUUUAGUCUCUAUCUAUCAAAGUUGUUUCAUACUUGUCUAUUUUAAAGCAGGACUGCAAUACUUUAAUAGGAUUGAGAGAGCUAUUUGAAAUGUAUGCCAAUGAUUCCUGUCAUUUCAUGGCAGCCCUGCCAUGGUUCACUGAGCCCCCUCUUUUCUCUUGUCAGCUCAACUGAAGACAAGCAUUUAGUUGCAAACUUUAAGCAGGUUGUGCAAAACAGAAAUGAUGUGACUGCUUCUCUUCCUGCACAAUAAUGUCACUGCUGGUCAAUGUGAGAAGGUCAGGUUGCUCCUUGUAAAGCUACAUGAUACCACUUGCCUAUUUGAACAAGUUAAGUUAACUGCUGAAUCUGGUCCCUGCAGGCAUUGAAAACUCACCCUUUUAUCAAGUCUGCAUUUCAUAAGAAAGAAGAACAAUUGUGCAGGGAGGAUUUCUGAUGAUAUGUUUAUGUACUUUAUAAGGACAGUUCCCAAACCAAUGUUGCAGGUAAUAUAUUUAGUUUAAGCCGAAAGACUUUAAAGUAAUGGCUGUUUUGACCUUCAAAUAGACUCCUUUUUUGUUGUUGUUGGUAGGACCCAAGAGUGACGCCCAUCUUUGAUGCUGACAGAAUUUAAAGCAAGGCCAUUGCCCUGCAUUUUCUGCCUUGUAGCACACAAAAGUAAAAUUGUAUGUCAGGCCGAGAUGUCGGGGAGCUGACAAGAUGCCCCAGUGACAUUUCAGCUGGAAAGAGCAAGUGUCUUGCAACCAAGUGGUCAAAUAUCAAAUAAUAGGUCAAGCAGGAAGGAGCUGAGUUCUAACCACAAAGAGGUUUCUGGUAACUUACUUGACAAGCUAUUGGGCGCUUUGUGGCUUGACAAAGUGAUGUUCUGUUGGGUAUCGCUAGACAGACUGUUCUUUAUCGCCUUCAGAAGAUCAGACAUUGACAUUGAUUAAACUCUUUAACCCUUAAAGGUUAAAUCCUAGCAGUUUCAUCAUUGUGAAUGAGGAACAAAAGAAAACUUGUAAUAUACCACUUGUUUCCAUAUUAAUCACUGAACUCCCCAAUGUUAUUAACUUUUGAUGUACUAUGUAGUUUUUGACAAAAAGAUUGAAUGCAAAAUCUAUAUAAUAGAUUGUUUCUUGUUAUGGACCAGUGAUACAUUAGAAAAAUAAUAUUAUGCAUUAUGGAAUUUGUAGUUUCUUCUAAUAUGUCAAAGACGGGAUUUGAUUUUAGAGCCCUGACUACUGAAAUUCCAUUUUUUCUGGAAAACAAUAUUUGUGUAGAUAAUAUACGACUUAUGAUGAUCAAAGUCUUCCAGAUGCCCUUGUUCUCAGGUACCAGGAAGGCUGAUAUAAAUCUCAAAUACCUGACAAAAGAACUUCAAUCAAAGACUUUCAAGUUUUCAGGUAGCCUCUUGUGCAAGUCCAUUGCUGACAGUCAUGAUGUGCAUGUGCACUAAUACACAGCCAUGCAAAAACAAAUAAUAAAUUCUCCAAAACUAAACUGUCACAAUAAAAGUUAUCUGAUACAGGAAGAACACUCCUUUUCUUUAUGCUGAUGAAUUUAGUCUUGAACACUGAAGACAGAGGUUUUGCUGGCUCUCCUGCUUUCCUGGCAGUGACCAAUCUUGGUAAAGGUGCUGCAAGUACUGUAUUCUUCCCUGAGGGAUAUAAUGUCAAGUAUCUGUUUGCACAAAGAAUUAAAUAAUAUAUUUCAUAAUACAUUGAGCAGUUAUUUUCAGUACUGCAUAUAGAAGUGUUUUGUGUGUUUCAUUUUUAAAAUAUAUCCUCAUGGUACUCUGUAGUUUCAGGAAGACAGUGCUAUAUUAUCUCAACUUACUGAAGAAAAUUUACUACAUAUUGUCCCUUCGCUGUCAUCGCCAAUACAUGUGAUAUUGUGUAUCUAGAUACAGAGAAGUGAUUUAUUUAUGAAAUCUGUUUUCCUUUCUGAAAUCCGUAUCUAGCUUUCACUAGGACUGAUCUCCUAUAGUUACUUCGCUUCUCCAAGCAUUAAGAUUGUAUAGAGGUCACAGCUAUGGCAAACUGGUUGUAGUUAACAGAAAUAAUCUAGCAAGCUAUGAUUUCUCACAUAAACUGAUAUGUAUGCUUUCAUUUAAAGGAGGGCCUAUUCAAUCUGUUAAAAUACUGACCAGCUGAAAGUUACAGACUUUUUCAUAAACUCAUGUGCUUUGAAGAGA